CAAAAGAUGAAUUGGUGAUCACAUUUAUGAUAUAUAUAUUAUAUAUAUAUAUAUAUAUAUACACAUGUAAUUGAUUUAAUAAAAUCAUCACAAAAUCGAAAGAUUUUGGGUUGGUGAAGAAAACAAUGGGAGAAGAUUACUUUCAUCUCAGAGGGAAUUUAUUAAACACUUUCUCAGCAUUAACCAUGAACGAAUUCGUUGAAGAAGAAGAUGUUUUACAACAAAUUAAAGAACAAGAACAAGAGAUUAUAAAGUUGAGAAAACACCUGGCUGAAUAUGCAGUCAAAGAGGCUCAUAUUCAAGACGAGAAGCGUGUUCUUGCAACGCGCAUUGGUUUAAUGUACAAGGCGAUUGAUCAGGAAGAACAAGACCUUGUUGAAGCAACCGCGAAAGCCAUUGCGUAUAGACAAGAUAUAAUUGAAGAGAAUAUACGUGUUGGAUACGCGCUACAGGCAGCGCUAGAAGAAAGGUCUAUAUUUGUAUCAUCUUUAGUACCUUUUCUUGUGGAUCAGUCUAUUCAUCCUGCAGCUCUUGAUGCGGUUUCAGUUGUUAGUAGUUUGAGGAUUUUGUUUAAGCAUAAUAAAGAAAGACUCAAUAUAGCUGAAGAAAAACUAAGGGAUUAUGCCCAUUAUCAAUAUCAACCGCAAAUUUUGCAAUCUUAUAGGAAAGAGGUGUCGUUUAAAGAUUCACCACAGCGCGAAUGGACACAUGCAAGCUUUUCUCCAUCGCCAGAAACAGUUCAUAUGGGCGUUGAGAGACGGAAGAAUGAAGAAGAUGUAGUCAACUCUCAUUAUUUACCGUCGAUUCUUGAAGAAGAACAUGAACAAGAUCAAGAACAAGAACAUUCUUUUUCACAUCAAGAAGAUGAUUAUUCAGAUGAAGAUGAUGAUGAGUAUGAUGACUUUAAUACUAAUAAGCCGCUUCCUACGAUAGAGGGUUUGCAGAUUUUAGGGGAGCCUUUUCCGGGAAAUGAGAUUCAAGCGAGUGGGUACUCAAAAAACGGGACGACACAUUGUGGGUUUGAGUGGGUUCGUCAUUCGCAAGACGGGUCAUUUAUCUACAUAGAAGGUGCAAAACAAUCCAUGUAUACCGUUACAGCAGAUGAUGUAGAUUAUUAUCUUUCUAUUGAAGUUCAACCGCUUGACGACAAACAAAGGAAGGGUGAUGUUAUAAGAUGCUUUGCAAAUGACCACAAAAAGAUCACUUGUCAUCCGGAUAUGAUUCGUGAGAUUGAGAGAACGUUAACUGUAGGUCACGCGAGUUUUAAGUUGGAUGUUUGGAAAGGAUUUUCUGACACAUGGGAACCAGCAGUUUUGGAGAUUAAUAAGAGUGGUUAUAGCAUUAAGUUCUAUGGACCGAACAAUGGUGUUGUAGUUGAUAGCAAGUAUACACCAAAGACGGUUAUUAGUAUACCAGAAGAAGCACCAUUAGAGUUUGCAAUACUCGGUCCUGGUGAUGUUGAGCAGUAUUUAUGUGCAGAUUAUGAUUCAGCCGACGUUUGUUGUUCAAGAGAUACAAUUGUUCUAACAAUGAGAUUAUUUGUCAAACUAGCAGUUGACAAACAGCUAGGGAAGAAGAAGAAGAAGAAGAGAAGGGUUUUGUUCUUCAAAUAAGUUGUAUACUGUAUAUUAGUAUAUAUGUAAGAUCCUUUUGGGCAUAUAUUGAUUGUUGCUUCCUUCAUUCA
This is a messenger RNA of Helianthus annuus (common sunflower), 1684 nucleotides long. RefSeq lists its product as uncharacterized. The coding region runs from base 126 to 1613 and encodes 495 amino acids. Gene Ontology annotation, cellular component: plasma membrane. NCBI's taxonomy places the organism in Eukaryota, Viridiplantae, Streptophyta, Magnoliopsida, Asterales, Asteraceae. The transcript has a single exon. The record is from RefSeq and is a predicted model, not a curated record.